This is a messenger RNA of Gambusia affinis (western mosquitofish), 981 nucleotides long. RefSeq names its product transcription factor 21 (gene tcf21). Bases 125 to 652 code for a protein of 175 amino acids. The transcript is spliced from 2 exons. Gene Ontology annotation, molecular function: protein dimerization activity; DNA-binding transcription factor activity, RNA polymerase II-specific; RNA polymerase II transcription regulatory region sequence-specific DNA binding. Lineage: Eukaryota; Metazoa; Chordata; Actinopteri; Cyprinodontiformes; Poeciliidae. Gene Ontology annotation, biological process: regulation of transcription by RNA polymerase II; developmental process. The record is from RefSeq and is a predicted model, not a curated record.
CACGCUCACUUAGUUUGUACAUGAACUCCCAGGAGUGUGUUUGUGCACCCCGUUCGGUUCUGUCAAGAAUCAACUCUGUCGUUCCCAUGAUUUGAGCCCGCUCCCGUCCAGUCCCAGCAUCACCAUGUCCACCGGAUCUCUCAGCGACGUCGACGACGAGCUCUUGGACGGCAUUCUCAAGUUCGGCUCCUCCGGUAAGGACUCCAAUGAGAGCACGGAAGAGAGCUCCAACUGCGAGGGCAGCUUUGUUACCGAGGGCAGGAGGAGAGAGGCUUCUGGCAAGAAGCGCAAGAGCUCGUCACGCAAAAGUGCGCCCAAAGGUGUGGCGCAGCAGGAGGGCAAACAGGUGCAGAGGAACGCAGCCAACGCGCGCGAGAGAGCCAGGAUGCGCGUGCUGUCCAAGGCGUUCUCGCGACUGAAGACCUCCUUACCGUGGGUACCGCCGGACACCAAGCUCUCCAAGUUGGACACGCUGCGCCUGGCGUCCAGCUACAUCGCGCAUCUCCGGCAGAUUCUGGCUAACGACAAGUAUGAAAACGGAUAUACGCACCCAGUUAAUCUGACGUGGCCCUUCAUGGUCGCAGGGAAACCGGAGACUGAUCUGAAGGAGAUGCUGAACGGGACGCGGUUGUGCGGAACAACCGCGUCCUGAUGCGAUGAAGUGGGAGAAGCUAUUUUUUUCCUCUCUCGCUGUCUCUCUUUCAAAAGACAGAAAAACAUUCAAGUUUGACCAAAAUACAGUCUCAUCUCCGCAGGCUGUGAGUGGGAAUAAUAGAGAGAGCGCAUCCUCUCUCUCUCUCUCUCUCGACGUUCCCGUAUUUGAAAAGAUCAAUUUAUUUAAGUAGAUUCCUUCACCUGCUAUCUUUGCUGGUUCAAAGAUAAUCUUUUUAUACUUUUUUGUACUUUGUCAUAAUCUGCAGGUGGUUUUUUUCCUGUUUUAAUUUUCUGUACAGAUUGCAUGUAUAUAAAAUAUUUUCUCCA